CGCUUGGCUUCCGGUUCCGCCGGCUCCUUCCGGUCGCCAUGGCGACAGGGCGCCUGGGGGUCGGAGAAACGCUAGGGGCUCUCAACACGGCCCUGGGACCUGGCGAGCCCGUGUGGUUUAAGGAGACUCGUGCCCGCCACCUGCGCGCCCGAGACUUCCUGGCGCCGCGGCCCGCGCUGCAAGCGCGCUUCGGGGAUGGACAGGUGCCCGAGCAUGUGGUCCGUGCGGUCGCCGGCUUGCAAGGCCCCGGCGUGGCCCCGGUGCUGCGCUGCGAGCUGACGCCCGCGGGUCUGGCACUCCAGCUGCAGCGGCCCGCCGUCUUCGAGCGCGUGCUGGGCGCGGUGACCGCCUAUGCCGCGCCCGCCGCGCCCGCCGCACCCGGCCCGCGCGUCCUCCUGCACUGCCCCGCGCUGCGCGGCGCCCCUGGCGCGCUCCGCUUGAGCCAGCUGCGCGCCGUGCUCGUGGCCGAUCAUUUGGCGCGAGCUCUGCGCGCUCAUGGGGCGAGUGUGCGGCUGGUACCCGCCGUGCGGGACCCGCACAUGCGGACCUUCCUGCAGAAACUGCGCGUGGACUGGCCCGCUGCCUCCGAGAAAGCCGCCACCGGAGCCCUGAGGAACCUCCCGCUGGCAGAGCUUAGCCCCGCCCCCGAUGGAGGAGCCUUGCCCCCUGGCGUCCUGGGCACAGUGUGCCUGAAGGAGGUGAUGCGAGAGCGGGGAUGCGCAGCUGGCUAUGACCCCAACGUGGACAAGUGUCUGGUGACCGAGGAUCUGCUUUCCGUGCUGGCAGAGCUGCAGGCAGCUGUCCGCCACUGGCCUGGGGACGGCCCUCCGGGCCCGGCCGCGGCCCCGGAUGCUGAUGCUGACGGCUGCAUGGCCCUACACGUGGUGAGCUGUGAGGAGGAGUUCCAGCAACAGAAGUUGGACUUGCUCUGGUGGAAGCUGGAUGAGCAGGCUCCUCGCACACAGAAGCACCUGGUCUGUGGCCCAGUGAAAGCAGCUAGUGCCCUGACGGCCCCCGAGUACUAUGAGCUCCGGCACGCCCAGGUGUGCAAGGCAGCAGCCCUGAAGCGUGGCAGGGAGAUCAGCCAAGACCCAACUUGGACAGAAGUCUUCAGCGUUCUGUCUGCAGCCACCAUCAAGUUUGAGAUGCUCAGCACAGCUCCACAGAGUCAGCUCCUCCUGGCCCUGGCCGACGGCAGCAUUUCCACAAAGGGCACCAAGAGCGGCACCUUCGUCAUGUAUAACUGCGCCCGUCUUGCCACGCUAUUUGAGGGGUACAAGCACAGCAGGGAACAAGGUCUGUACCCUACUUUUCCACCUGUGAGCAGUCUCGAUUUCUCACUGCUACAGGAUGAGGGCGAGUGGCUGCUGCUCUUCAACGGCGUGCUCCCCUUCCCAGAGCUGCUGAGCCAGACCGCAGCCCUGGCGUGCGCAGCCCCGGGGCUCCACGUGACUGCGCGCACUGAGAUGAUGUGCAAGUUCCUGGUUCAGCUCAGCAUGGAUUUCAGCUCAUACUAUAACCGCAUACACAUCCUAGGGGAGCCUCGACCACACCUGUUUGGUCAAAUGUUUGCCCGUCUCCAGCUUCUGCGGGCUGUGCGUGAAGUGCUCCAUGCUGGCCUAGCCACGCUGGGUCUCCCUCCACUGAACCACAUCUAAGGCCACAGAGAUCCCAAAUUCUAGGAAUGUUUACAAAAGUCAUCACCUGGAAAAAAGAUACCAAGAUCUUAUUAGAGACGUGGAGCCAAAAUAAAUGGCUUCUGUUUUA
Neogale vison (American mink) is the source of this 1767-nucleotide messenger RNA. RefSeq names its product DALR anticodon binding domain containing 3 (gene DALRD3). The coding region runs from base 39 to 1658 and encodes 539 amino acids. Gene Ontology annotation, molecular function: ATP binding; tRNA binding; arginine-tRNA ligase activity. The record is from RefSeq and is a predicted model, not a curated record. The transcript has 12 exons. Gene Ontology annotation, biological process: arginyl-tRNA aminoacylation; tRNA C3-cytosine methylation. NCBI's taxonomy places the organism in Eukaryota, Metazoa, Chordata, Mammalia, Carnivora, Mustelidae.